ACAGACAAACGGUAAAGAACAAACUGAGACAACUGUUUCAUAUCAUUCAUAUGGAUGCAGUGGUAAAGAAGGUAUCAUCGGCUUGCAUGUGGUGUAAGGUUAAUCGCAAUCGUCCGCGAGUUCCCCGAGAAGCACCGUUGCCGGUGCAACGUUUAACACCAAGUCUUCGUCCAUUUAGUUUUGUUGGAGUAGACUACAUGGGACCGUUCGAAGUGACCGUGGGACGCAGAAGAGAGAAACGGUGGAUAGCACUAUUCACCUGCCUGGUUACGCGGGCGGUGCACCUUGAGGUUGUGCAUGGACUGACAACACAAUCGUGCUUGAUGGCGAUAAAUCGUUUCAUUGGACGACGAGAUUGGCCAAUAGAGUUUCUGUCGGAUAACGGGACCAAUUUCCAAGGGGCAAGCAAAGAGCUGGCGGCACUCAUUAAGGACAUCGAGUUUGAUUGUGCGGACGAGUACACAAACGCUAAAACGAAAUGGACGUUCAAUCCUCCCGCUUCACCCCACAUGGGAGGUGUGUGGGAACGCUUAGUCCGCUCGGUAAAGGAGGCACUGAAAUCGUUACAUGAUGGCAGGCGACUUACGGAUGAAAUCCUUCAGACGGUGAUUGUGGAAGCCGAGGACAUGAUAAACUCCCGACCUCUCGCAUAUACGUCUCAGGAGUCUGAGGAAGCAGAAGCUUUGACUCCAAACCAUUUCUUGCGUGGCCCCCCCUCGAAGCGACAAGACGUAGGUAUUCCGCCGGCAAAUCCUAGUGAAGCUCUGCGGGAUGCGUACAAACGAUCACAACAGUUGGCUGGUGAGAUGUGGCAGCGUUGGAUUAGAGAAUACGUCCCCACUCUGAACCAACGCACCAAAUGGUUUGGUGAAACGAAACCGUUGAAGGCGGGUGACCUGGUCUACAUCGUCGAGGGAAACAACCGAAAGUGUUGGGUUAGAGGAAUAGUAGAGGAGCCUAUCAUAUCCAGAGAUGGUCGCAUUCGACAAGCAUGGGUGCGUACGCGAACUAAGCGCUACAAGCGUGCAGUAGCGAACUUGGCUGUGCUGGAGUUAGAAGUAGGUAACACCGAACCGAAAGUAACUUCCGGACCUGGGUUACGGGCCGGGGAAUAUGUUGGGAACACUGCCAACCUGCUACCAAGCGAUGCGUAAAAUACCACAGGGAUCGAGGUGACAGGAAGGAACGUCAAGGUAGUAGAGUAAAUAAAUAUCGAAGUUGUCAUAGAGAGAUAACAGGAAGGAGAAGAAAAAAGUAAAGGUUAAAGCGAAAGAUUGUUUAAUAAAGUUAAGAUAAAUUCAGUUGAAAAGCGAAGUGUUUGUUGGAAAAAUUCUAAUAAAGUAAGGAAGCGGAGUCAGUGCAGGUUGUUUCUGACAGGCACCUAUCGAUUGAUAGUUAAAAAUCAACAAACAACUCUAGUGGACGGAAGGACUGUCUGAGACGAUUCGAGAAUUAAAGUCGAGAGACAUUAAGUCUGUGGAAUAUUCGGACAGAGCACAAUUAAAAUCCGUACGAACUACAACUACAUCGAAAGUUAGGUUAGCACGAGUACAGUCAGUAGGACGAAAACGUGUAACGCUAAUCGGUGGUUAAUUUAACAUCAAAUUAAACAAUCAUAAAUCAGGAGUAUUUGGAAGAGUUAAAAAUACACGAAACACUAAUUCUUUGAUCGGCUAGUUAAACGUCGAUUGUCAAGGAGGU
Molecule: messenger RNA, 1701 nt
Organism: Wyeomyia smithii (pitcher-plant mosquito)
Lineage: Eukaryota; Metazoa; Arthropoda; Insecta; Diptera; Culicidae
Exons: 3
Coding region: 51-1154 (367 amino acids)
Biological process (GO): DNA integration
Molecular function (GO): nucleic acid binding
Source: RefSeq, a predicted model, not a curated record